Messenger RNA from Nanorana parkeri, 3324 nucleotides. RefSeq names its product discoidin domain-containing receptor 2-like. NCBI's taxonomy places the organism in Eukaryota, Metazoa, Chordata, Amphibia, Anura, Dicroglossidae. Gene Ontology annotation, biological process: multicellular organism development; positive regulation of kinase activity; cell surface receptor protein tyrosine kinase signaling pathway. The transcript is spliced from 17 exons. The record is from RefSeq and is a predicted model, not a curated record. Gene Ontology annotation, cellular component: signaling receptor complex; membrane. Gene Ontology annotation, molecular function: protein tyrosine kinase collagen receptor activity; ATP binding; collagen binding. The coding region runs from base 108 to 2759 and encodes 883 amino acids.
GAAAGCCAAACCUUAACUGGAAGAUGAGGAUCUAACAAGCAGUGAGAAAUGUAGUUGCCUGACGAGGACAGCGUACAAGAGAACUGGAAAGUGGUCGGAGUCUGUACAUGUCCGCCCUCCGCAGAAUGUAUCUCCGCCUCCUUCUGCUGACCCUGCUGACUGGACACUCGACAUCGGAAGUUAUACUAUCUAUAUGUCGCUAUGCGCUAGGGAUGCAUGAAAGGACAAUACGUGAUGAGGAUAUCACUGCUUCUAGUCAGUGGUAUGAGUCAACGGGGCCACAUUGUGCAAGGCUUCAGCGGGAGGAAGGUGAUGGGGCUUGGUGCCCUGCGGGUUUGCUUCAGCCAAAAGAUGUCCAGUUCUUACAGAUACAUCUACACAAACUCUAUUUCAUUACACUGAUUGGAACUCAAGGACGUCAUGCUCGAGCCACCGGUAAAGAGUUUGCAAGAUUCUACCGUGUGGACUACAGCCGGAAUGGAGAAAGGUGGCUUUCGUGGAAGGACCACCAAGGCCAGCAGAUAAUCAAAGGCAAUGUUGAUGAGUAUGAAGUGGUCCUGAAUGACCUGAGACCCCCAAUUAUUGCCAGUCACAUCCGAGUCAUCCCUGUCACCGAGGUCCCCAUGACCGUGUGUAUGAGGGUAGAGUUAUACGGCUGCGGCUGGUAUGAUGGUCUGAAGUCCUACAGUAUUCCAGAAGGAGAGACCUAUAUGGCUCCAGGGCAUCCAGUAGCAUAUCUAAAUGACUCCACCUAUGAUGGAUACCUGGAGAAGAGGCGGCUUUUUGACGGUUUAGGACAGCUGACGGAUGGUGUGCUGGGGUUGGACGACUUCACACAGAGCCACCAAUAUCGGGUCUGGCCAGGCUAUGAUUACGUUGGCUGGAAAAAUGAAAGUACGCGCAACGGAUAUGUGGAAAUAGAGUUCCAGUUUGAUAGGCCGAGAAACUUCACUUCCAUGAAGGUCCACUGUAACAACAUGUUCAGUAAAGGGGUGAAGAUCUUCCAGAGGGCGGAGUGCCUCUUUAAGUCACGCCAACAGUCUGACUGGGGGCCAGAUUCAGUGGGGGUGGUGACAGUGCUGGAUGACAAGAACCCAAGUUCACGGUUCGUCAUAAUCCCGUUACAGCAACGAGUGGGGAGCUUCAUCCUUUGUAGGUUUUACUUCGCUGACACGUGGAUAAUGUUCAGUGAAAUCUCCUUCCAGUCAGAUAUGGACAUUGCAAUGCCCACCAGUGUCACUCUGGCUCCUACUACUGUCCAGGCAGCCACCACUGAAACCCCGUUCCUCAAUACUACUGAGAGAAAUUUGGAAACCACUUUCCCGUUCACCAUCAGCCGACCCGUGGUCAAAAUUGAUGAGCCUAAAACAUCCGUUCUGAUUGGCUGUUUGGUGGCCAUAAUUCUCCUACUUAUUGUUAUAAUAGUUUUAAUCCUGUGGAAGCAAUACAUACAGAAGCGGCUGGAAAAGGCUCCACGUCGGAUUCUGGAAGAAGACGCCACUGUUCGCCUUUCCUUCUAUAGCUACACAAUUGGCAGCAACAACCAGACUCAAAUCCACCAGUCCAACCCAACAUAUGAAAGGAUAUUCCCUCUGGAUCUUGACUACCAGCAACCCACCAAACCACUGCGCAAGCUUCCCGAACUAUCACAGAGUGCUGAGGAUUCAGCCUGCAGCGGAGACUACGCUGAGCCAGACCUGACCAAGUCCACCCCGCACCAGGGAUUUCAGAACAGCGUCCCUCACUACGCAGAAACGGAUAUUGUCAAUCUUCAGGGGGUGACAGGGAACACCAUGUACGCUGUGCCUGCCCUCACCGUGGACUCGCUCACUAAGAAGGACAUCAGUGUAGGCGAAUUCCCACGCAACCAGUUGCGGAUGAAAGAGAAACUUGGCGAGGGUCAGUUUGGAGAGGUCCACCUGUGUGAGGUCGAGGGGCUUCAAGACUUUCUGGAAAUGUCCUCAAGUGACUGCAGCAAUCAGCCCGUUCCGGUUGCCGUGAAGAUGCUGAGAGCCAAUGUUACCAAAACCGCUAGAAAAGACUUUCUGAAAGAAAUAAAGAUCAUCUCUAGGUUGAAGCAUCCAAACAUUAUUCGCUUGUUGGGUGUCUGCGUCCGGGAUGACCCCUUGUGUAUGAUAACGGAGUAUAUGGAGAAUGGAGAUCUCAACCAAUUUCUCUCCCAACGAGAGAUCCGCAGCCAGUUCACCACUGCUAACAACAUCCCGUCUGUUAGCCCCCACAACCUUUUAUACAUGGCCACACAGAUUGCUUCUGGAAUGAAGUAUCUUGCUUCGCUGAACUUUGUACACAGAGACUUGGCCACACGGAACUGCCUGGUGGGAAAUAAUCACACACUCAAGAUUGCAGACUUCGGGAUGAGUCGGAACCUUUACAGUGGAGAUUAUUAUCGUAUCCAGGGCCGAGCGGUGCUUCCAAUUCGCUGGAUGGCCUGGGAAAGUAUUCUUCUAGGAAAGUUCACAACAUCCAGCGACGUUUGGGCAUUUGGGGUCACCUUAUGGGAGAUGUUUACCUUGUGUAAAGAACAACCAUACAGCGUUUUGUCUGAUGAGCAGGUGAUUGAGAACACGGGGGAGUUUUUCAGGGACCAAGGAAGACAGAUCUAUCUCUCUCAGACACCCCUGUGUCCCACCCCCAUCUUUGACCUGAUGAUGAAAUGCUGGAGUAGGGACAUAAAGGACCGGUCUACGUUUGAGGUUAUCCACCACUUUCUGAUAGAGCAACUGGAUGCCAUUGUGUAAACUCCCACCGAACAAUCAACCUGGAAGAUGCAGGUCUUCAAUGUACCCAACUCAUCUGGAGCUAUACUGGACAGAGCCUUAGUUUUCUAGAUGUAGAUGUACAAGAGACAAUGUUCUCCUGUGGCGCCGGUCAAGUUUACCGGAAACCUCCGCAUAUUCAUGACUUCCGGCUUCCCCAGCAGUUAAUGCAACUGAUCUUAGGGUGAUGAAGCAAGGCGGUAUCUCCCUCAAAGGGGAGCACCCCAGCUGGGAUUGAGGACUGGAAUUAAGAUGUGAGAAGUAGGACAAUGCCCUACUAAAGAGUACCACUACAGUCUGUGUAUGUGUAUAUAAGUGUAUGGGGAGGGAAUGUGUCCAAAUAUCAAGUGAGCAAAUUGCCAUUACACAGAUCCAGAGGAAAUUGUGGUGUAUUUAUUUUGCCCUGUGUUGUACAUAAACAAAGGAACCGGUAUCACCUUAAUGAAUCAGAGAAUUAAAAUCCAUUGUGAUUAGUGUUGGAUACUCUGGCUGCAAUCAGCCAUGAUUUAAAGGGUCACUAAUUCCAUAGUCUUUUAGUUUCCCUUUG